Molecule: messenger RNA, 668 nt
Organism: Ficedula albicollis (Collared flycatcher)
Lineage: Eukaryota; Metazoa; Chordata; Aves; Passeriformes; Muscicapidae
Gene: NDUFB3
Product: NADH:ubiquinone oxidoreductase subunit B3
Exons: 3
Coding region: 250-546 (98 amino acids)
Biological process (GO): electron transport chain; mitochondrial respiratory chain complex I assembly
Cellular component (GO): mitochondrion
Source: RefSeq, a predicted model, not a curated record
GGCAGCGGCACCGGCAGCGGCCGUGCUGCUGCCACCGGGGUGUCUGUGUGCGGCCAGGGCGGGGCAGCCGGCGGGGUGGGGGUGGCUGUCACUCCGGGGUGUGCCCUCGCUGCCCCGCUCCGUCCGACCUCUGGGCAGGCACAGCUUCUGCUGGUUCCGCUGUCGGAGAGCGCCCGGCUGGUCCUGCAGCGCAGCCCGCUGGCCGCGGCGUGUGCGUGACAGGGCAUAACCUCCUCUCUUGUAAAAGGUAUGGGACAUGAAAGUGGCCAUGGCCAUGGCCAUGACAAAGUGCAGCUCCCUGACUACAGGCAGUGGAAGGUGGAGGGAACUCCCCUGGAGGAGGUGCAGAGAAGGCUGGCUAGACGGGGUCUGAGGGAUCCGUGGGCUCGUAAUGAAGUGUGGAGAUACCAUGGUGGCUUUGCAAGACCUAUCAGCAUAACAGAGAUCUUUACCAGGGGAUUCAAGUGGGGAGCUGUAGCUUUCAUCAUAGCUCUGGGCAUUGAAUAUACAGUGUUUCCUCCAAAGAAGAAUGGAGGCCACCACUGAAGAUCAAAUAUGACACCUUAAUACUUACUAAGCAUAAGCUGAAGCUUACAUAAGCCUGCUGCUCACUCUGUACUUAUACAUAUUAAAGUCUAUCACAGGCAAACCUGUGUUUCUUUGAUUUU